UCUUUGGAGGAGACAUCUUCAUCGCCAAUGAAAAGAGUCAAAGAGAAACCAGGAGUGUGCCCCCAUGAGAGGAUCACCUGUGAAACUAAAGUUCCAGAUUGGUGCCAAACUGAUGGGCACUGCGUGGAACAGAUGAAGUGCUGCUCAUUUGCCUGUGGGAAGAAGUGCAUGGAUCCACUCCAAGAACCCUGCAUGCUACCCUCAGACCAAGGAAACUGUAACAGUAAUAUCAUGCACUGGUAUUUUGACAAUAAACAUCACCUCUGCAAACCCUUUACCUAUGGAGGCUGCUAUGGGAAUGCUAACAACUUCAUCAGCAAGGAACACUGCAUAAUGGCUUGCACAUUAAUUGUCAAGAAAGGACAUUGCCCACUCUUCCCUUUCAAGAACCGUAUGGAGUGUUCAUCUCUGUGUAAGAGUGACAUCGAUUGCCCCCAAAGUGACAAAUGUUGUGAAUCCAUGUGUGGCUUUGUUUGUGCCAUGGCCUGGACAGCCAAAUCAGGUUUCUGCCCACACAAGCCUGUGGUGUGUUCCACAUUUGAUAGACCCAAGUGCCUUCAGGAUAAUGAUUGCCCAGUGUCACAGAAGUGCUGUUCACAUUGUGGAUUGAAGUGCCUGGAACCUCAAAAAUGA
This is a messenger RNA of Puma concolor (puma), 633 nucleotides long. It is a transcript of the gene WFDC8, whose product is annotated as WAP four-disulfide core domain 8. Lineage: Eukaryota; Metazoa; Chordata; Mammalia; Carnivora; Felidae. The record is from RefSeq and is a predicted model, not a curated record. Gene Ontology annotation, molecular function: serine-type endopeptidase inhibitor activity. Gene Ontology annotation, cellular component: extracellular region.